AUGUCGGUCGUGGAAUCCAGCAAAAAACGUGGUGUACGGUGCUACAUCGAUGAAAACAAGAACGCAUCUGAAAUUUCUUUGAAUAAUUCUCGAAUUCGUACCGGAAAAUUUUUAUUCGAUGAAAUAUUUGGUAUUGAUAUUAUUGAGAAUACAGACGAAGAAAGGUUAAGAAACUGCACGUGUGAAUGCGGUUUAUCUAAUCAAGAGAAUCGAAUAGUGGGGGGACGUCCUACAUUACCAAAUAGAUAUCCCUGGAUUGCGAGGCUAGUGUAUGAUGGUCGUUUCCACUGUGGUGCUAGUCUGCUCAACAACGAUUAUAUAAUUACCGCUGCUCAUUGUGUACGGAAUUUAAAACGAUCGAAAAUUCGAGUAAUACUUGGUGAUUACGAUCAAUACGUAAAUACUGAUGGAACUUCUGUUAUGAGAGCAGUGAGUGCUGUAGUACGUCAUAGAAAUUUUGAUAUGAACUCCUAUAAUCACGAUGUAGCUUUAUUAAAAUUACGCAAGUCUGUGAAAUUUUCGAAAAAGAUUCGACCAAUCUGUUUACCUCAACCAGGAACUGAUCCUGCUGGAAAAGAGGGGACGGUAGUAGGAUGGGGUCGUACUUCGGAAGGAGGCAUGCUACCUGGAAAAGUGCAGGAGGUGCAAGUCCCUAUAUAUAGCUUGAUGCAAUGUCGAAAAAUGAAAUAUCGAGCAAAUCGAAUUACCGAAAAUAUGAUAUGCGCCGGCCGAAGUAAUCAGGAUUCUUGUCAAGGAGACAGUGGUGGUCCUCUUCUUGUUCAAGAAGCCGAUAAACUUGAAAUAGCAGGUAUAGUAUCUUGGGGUGUGGGAUGUGGUAGACCAGGUUAUCCCGGAGUUUAUACAAGAGUAACCCGAUAUCUCAAAUGGAUCCAUGCAAACAUGAAGGAAGGCUGUCUUUGUAAGUGUAUAAUUAUCGGUGCAAUGAGUUACUUAAUCAAGUCGCAGAAUAUGAAGCCUUUGUGUUUCUUAAUUUUAUUAUUCAUUUUAUUUUUAGCAACAAAAAAGUGUCAGGCCGAAAUAUUUGAUGAGAAGAUAAAGUAUUUCUUUGGAGUUUUUGGUAAUAAGCCACCUUAUUCCAUUGAAUCACCUGCGCCCUGCUACUGUAGUUGUGGAUUACGGAAUGAAGAAAGUCGUAUAGUUGGAGGUCAAACGACGAGUAUGAAUGAGUUUCCAUGGAUGUGUAGAUUAUCGUACCUAAAUAAAUUUUAUUGCGGUUGUACACUUAUAAACGAUCGUUACGUUCUCACAGCCGCACACUGCGUGAAGGGUUUUAUUUUCAGAUUCAUGUGGUUCAUGAUCAGAGUUACUUUCGGAGAGCACGAUAGAUGUAUCGAGAAAUCACCGGAAACCAGAUACGUAGUGCGCGUUAUGACUGGUGACUUCAGCUUUCUGAAUUUUGAAAAUGAUAUCGCGCUACUUCGUCUUAAUGAAAGAGUGCCGUUGAGCGAUACAAUACGGCCGAUAUGUUUACCAACAAUGUUAGAUAACGAAUAUGUAGACGCAAAAGCAAUUGUGUCAGGUUGGGGUACAUUGAAAGAGGAUGGCAAACCAUCCUGCCUUCUCCAGGAAGUAGAAGUUCCAGUCAUGAGUCUUCAAGCUUGUCGCAAUACCAGCUACAGUGCCCGAAUGAUUUCAGAAAAUAUGUUAUGCGCAGGUUAUCUUGAAGGACAAAAAGAUUCAUGUCAGGGAGAUAGUGGUGGUCCUCUAAUAACGGAGCGAGAAGAUAAAAAAUACGAACUCAUCGGUGUGGUGUCUUGGGGUAAUGGAUGCGCAAGACCUGGUUAUCCAGGUGUCUAUACAAGAGUUACACAAUAUAUGGAUUGGAUUUUGAAAAAUUCAAAGGAUGGCUGUUUCUGUGAACAUAAUUGAUUAUUACCUAGCGAUUGUUAACAUGAUGAUCGUAAACAUGAU
Messenger RNA from Atta colombica, 1932 nucleotides. RefSeq names its product transmembrane protease serine 9-like. The record is from RefSeq and is a predicted model, not a curated record. The coding region runs from base 1 to 1890 and encodes 629 amino acids. The transcript has 12 exons. Lineage: Eukaryota; Metazoa; Arthropoda; Insecta; Hymenoptera; Formicidae. Gene Ontology annotation, biological process: proteolysis. Gene Ontology annotation, molecular function: serine-type endopeptidase activity.